AUGCAUCUCAAAACCCUCCUCCUCACCCUAACCGCUACCCUCGCCGCCGCCGAACUGAUCGAAUACUGCCCCUUCGCGCAGGACAAGACGGGCAUGCUGCAGCACCCCUACUGCUGCGACAGCUACACGCCGUCGGCGGUGACCAGCCUGGCGGUGGAGGGGAAUAACUGCCAACAACUCACCGAGCCGGCAGCCAAGUGUCCUAAUGGCUUGGGGGUGAAGUGUUGUUAUACUAUUGGCCCGAAGUUUAUCUGUACGGCGGAUGGAGUGUUGGAGGAUGAUUAGAUGGGUUUUUAUUUGGUGUGGCAUGGUGGCUGUGGUUGUGGUUGUGGAUUUCUGGGGAUGGGGGCUGUGAUAAAUAGUGUCGGGUGUGAAUUGGGUGAUCAUUGGAAGGGGGGCGAUGAAUAGUGUGGUAUAAAAGUUCGGUUAAGGAUGCUGCUUGGAUAAGUUGAUGGAUCGAUUCGACUAAGGUAUGAGGAACUUUAAGAGAACAGGCUACUACUUGUGAGGGUUAGGGAUUCCCUUGACCGGCCAAUUGAAAUACAACUUGGUGAAAUAAUCGACUUUCAUAUUGCUGGAAUUC
Messenger RNA from Aspergillus aculeatus ATCC 16872, 583 nucleotides. RefSeq lists its product as uncharacterized. The transcript is spliced from 3 exons. The coding region runs from base 1 to 285 and encodes 94 amino acids. The record is from RefSeq and is a predicted model, not a curated record. NCBI's taxonomy places the organism in Eukaryota, Fungi, Ascomycota, Eurotiomycetes, Eurotiales, Aspergillaceae.